Rubroshorea leprosula is the source of this 2784-nucleotide messenger RNA. NCBI's taxonomy places the organism in Eukaryota, Viridiplantae, Streptophyta, Magnoliopsida, Malvales, Dipterocarpaceae. The record is from the annotation of a GenBank genome assembly.
GUGAGUAUCUCUCUCUUUGCCCUCUCAGGUUCAAUUCUGAAAAGUCUCACCCCUUUUCAACUUUUUUGGUCAAAUUUCACACAUUUCCAAUUACAGAAGGAAACACAAACACCCAUCUCAGCUUUGAUUAUCAACAAUCUGUUCACUUUCAGUUUAGGGCUUUUCCUUCUCUGUAAAGGGUAUUUCUCCAUUUCUCUCCGUCAUGGAGUCUGCACUUGCGGUCUUGUCUUAGUCAAGGAAUGCGUUGAAGUAAUUCAUCCUUAAGGCACUGCUUCAAAAAAUAUAAUUCAAUGGCACGAAAGGGUAGUCAGCAGAAGAAUGGGGUGGAUCGCCGCUCAUCAAAUCAUAAAAGGAAGGGUCCAGAUUCAGUUUCUGCAGUAUCAGAUGCAAAAGGAAGGGAAAAAACAAGUGAAGUAAAGGUUUUUCCCCAAGAGGAAUUGCCAAAUGGUAACCAUCCAGGUAGUCCUCUCACUGAGCAUGUGAACAAACCCCAUCAUGAAGAAAAUGAGAAUAAACAUAAGCCAGACCUUGAGAAAUCCAUUAGGACAACAGACAUGCACGGGAUUGAUGCAGUGGUGGGUCUCAACCAAUCAAAUUUAUCUGAGAAUAGUUCAGGCGAUUGUAUCAAAGAUGUAUCAUCAAAGGAAGCUCCUCUAGAAAGAGAAGAAACAGGAACGUUGCCUGGUGGCAACCUUGAACCAAAACAUAUGAAAGGAUUUUUCAGCUUGUUCCAGAGUGUUCUGCUUAUGAAAAAUGCUGUUCUGAAUCUACAGUUAUCCAAUAAUUUGAUUGUAAGAAAUUUGACGACAUCAGCUCUGUCAGCCUUAAAAACAUGCAGUGAGUGGCUAGAAAGGCAGAGGCCAUUUUUCAUAUCACUGAGAACAAACAUAUACAAUGCUCGAGAUCAUGUCAAGCUGAAGAUUGAGCAAAUAUAUCCCAUUGUUUUGAAGUGGCUUCUGCAUUUUGGGAACAUCAUCCUUCUCUUAUUGAUGGUCUGGCUGGAUUGUACUCUUAGGGGCUUAGAUUCCUUCAUACGCAUGGGGACAACAUCUUUUUUCUCAGUUAUAUGGUGCAGUAUUUUCUCAGUUUUUGCCAUGGUUGGGAUUCUCAAGUUUCUUUCAGUCUUGGCCAUAGCUGCUCUGACAGCAGUUUUUAUUGGGUUUACCCUUGCAAUUUUGGUAGUUGCCAUUUUUGGAACUCUUUUCCUGUGGUUCUAUGGAAGUUUCUGGACAACAUUGCUUGUCAUCUUUCUUGGAGGGUUAGCAUUCUCCUUAAGUCAUGAGCGCCUUGCUCUAUUUAUCGCAACUGCAUAUUCUGUAUAUUGUGCUUGGAUCUAUGUUGGAUGGCUUGGUUUGCUUUUGGCUCUGAACCUAUCUUUUAUCUCAAGUGAUGUAUUGAUAUACUAUCUGAAGAAUAACGUCAAUCAGCAUGGGAGGCCUGGUGGGCAACCUGAACAAGGUAGUGGAAUGCAUGGUCAACCUGGCUUCUUCAAUGGUGAGUCUUCAUUCUCUGAAAAUGGCCCAGGUUUAUCCACAGAUCGUGGCCCAGGGGUACCUUCAACUAGUGGGGUCGAUACUGAGAUAACUUCUGAAGAUGAAGUUGUUCGGUUGUUGAAUUGUACUGAUCAUUAUUCUGCAUUGGGCUUGUCACGGUUUCAGAAUAUUGAUGUUAAUUUACUCAAGAGAGAAUAUAGAAAGAAGGCAAUGCUGGUCCAUCCUGAUAAGAACAAGGGUGAUGAAAAGGCUGCAGAAGCUUUUAAGAAACUUCAAAACGGUUAUGAGGUCUUACUUGAUUCCUUGAAACGAAAAGCAUAUGACGAGGAGCUCAGGAGGGAGGAGCUGCUAAACUAUUUUCGUAGGUUUCAAAGUGCUUCUCAAAAGAAUGGGCGGCAUGGCCUUUUUGCCUCUGGAUUUGCUCAGUCAGAGGCUGAUGAUGAGGGACCCUUUGGAGAGUCCAGGCGAAUUGCCUGCAAAAAUUGUGGAAAUUGUCAUGUCUGGGUGCACACCAAGAAAUCAAAAUCUCGAGCAAGAUGGUGCCAGGAAUGCAAAGAUUUUCACCAAGCAAAAGAUGGAGAUGGAUGGGUUGAACAAUCUUCCCAACCCUUCCUUUUUGGGAUAUUUCAGAAGGUCGAUGCUCCCUCUGCAUAUGUUUGUGCUGAUAGCCAGAUUUAUGAUGCUACUGAGUGGUAUAUUUGUCAGGGAAUGAGAUGUCCACCCAACACGCAUAAGCCAAGUUUUCAUGUCAACACUAGUGUCAUAUCCAAGCAUGGUACCGGCAAGGGAUCGAGUUCGGGACAGAGAGGUGGCAAGAUGCCAACUUCUAAUGUGGAAGAAACCAUGACAGAGGAAGAAUUCUUCGACUGGUUACAGAAUGCAGUUCAAGCAGGCAUGUUUGACAAUGUUAGUGGCAGCACCUCCGCAGAAAAUGCAUCAAGCAGAUCCGGAAACUUCAAAGGCAGCAGUAGCAAUAGCGGCAGUGGAAGUGGGAACCGGAGGAAGAAAAAGGGAAAGAAGCAAUGGUAGCCAUUUACUCAAAUUUCUCCCUCAAAUGACUUAUAGUAAGCAAUUUUUAGGGCCUAAAAUGAUUAUGCCUUAGGAAAACUUGAAUACAGUCCAAGGUCUUUUCAAGCAACUAGAUUGGAUAGAAGCCCCUGCUUAUAUUACAGAGAUUUUGUAUAGCCAUCGAAUUUUCAAUUUUGCUUUCUCUAUAUUUUUUAUAUUUCGGAUCCCAUAAUAUGAAGCAUCUUAUCUCUUUAUUCACCUCACCCACAGGUCUCUUGAUUUA